UAGUAAAGGGAUAAGAACAGCCAGACGAUAUUGUACAUUGCAAAUUUUAAGGGCUUACCAAUACAUAAGACAUCUUUAUGGCCCCUGAUGCGUGUCAGUCUUGAAGAAACUUAAAUAUGUAUACAACUACAACUUUAUUUGAACGAAAAGUGUGAUAAUAUUGGCGGGAAACGUGCCGCUAUGAUUUGUGGCGGUGCUGCUAUGAAGAAAUGACAUCCACAUCCCGUAACGGUAACCGAGACGUACACAAAAGAUGGCUGCUCUACAGUUUCAGAUUCACACAGAUCAGGAAAACCUGGGGUCACACGUAACCGCACCAAAAGGUCACCAGAGAACUGUUUCUGGAAUACGUGGCAAAACUUUUCAGUCAGGCACACCAUAUGUGAACCCCACCCCAAGGAAGGCUUUGGGUGAUGUUAACUGCAACAGAGGCCCACCUCUGUCUGGAAAGCCGCCUGCACCCCUGAAACCUCUGGCUAACAAGUCUGUCACAAAGAAACCAGUUCAGAACAUUCUUAAGCAGUCUGGGUUGCAGAAAGAAAACAAAGGACUGGGAGUGAAAGUAAAACAUUCGUCUGAAAACCGACAAAGCAAACAUGGACAGAAAGAAGGUAACAAGAAAUUAAAGUGUUCAGCUCCAGAAGUGAUCCAUAUAACUGCAGAACAAAGACUGCCACCGGCUGAUGUGGACGAAAUUGAAAAGAUGCCAGUUGCUCCUAAAACAGAAGAUGACUUUGAAGAUAUCUGGCCCAAAAAAGAACGAGUCAGCACGUAUAUAGAAAAACUAAUAAGCUGGCGACCACCGUGCCUGUUUGGUGUGCACGCUUACAGUGAUGAGGAAGAAGAAGAGGACGGAGAGAAAAGAUUAAAAGAAAUGAUGGACCUAAUUGACAGUUUACCCAAACCAGCCGGAAUAAAAGAUGAAUAUGACAUUUCAGAAGAAGAGUUACAAGCACCAGAGUUUGAAAAUGUUCCUCUGCCCUCCAUAGACGAUCUAUCGUUUCCAUUUAUAGACGAAACUGUCAUUUCGCAGUCAUUGGAAGAUUCUUUCAGUGUAGUUCCACACUUGGAAAGACUGCAGAUCAAUGUUGACUGCUUGUACUAACACAAUCAGGUGUCUAUAAAACGUUGAAGUGCACUUUAUGUCUCAUUAUAUGUGGCAACAACAGACUAGUAUACAAAUGUUGCUUUUUAGGGCAUUUUACACCAGCAAAGCAUUACCAUUAUCUUCCACUUGCUGACAACAUUUAUAUACAGUUGUUAAAGAACAGUAAGUGAAAACGUUGAAGUACACUUUGUGUCUCAUUACAUGUGGCAACAACAGACUCGUAUACGAAUGUUGCUUUUUAGGGCACUUUAAACCAGCAAAGCAUUACCAUUAUCUUCCAUUUGCUGACAUUUAUACAGUUGUUAAACUUACAGGGAGUGAAAACUACUUUUUCUUUUCAUGUUCCCUCAGAUUAUCGCCGAGAUGGUAGGGUAGCUGGAACUACUGCACCAAUAUCUUAAUGACAAGAGGGACACAGUGAAUACUAAAACUCCAUCUUCUGUCAGACUAGCCCAAGACCCCAGAAUAGCUCUUCAUAAAGAGUUUCUUACGAAAUAAAAGUUUUCCUUUUAUAUUAUAGGAUCAUCGAAAUUAAUAAACAAUCAAAAUGUAAUGCAGGGUCACCAUAAAACUAAAUUUGUAUAGUUCCAUGACAUGAAAGGGAAAUUCCAUUGGGUAAAGUCAGGAUAGGUCUCUUCUCUUUUUUUUUUAAAACACGGAAAUUUACUUUUUUGUUUGGUGCAUGAUAUGUACACUGACAAACAAUGCAUCAGUCAUAAAUAUAGGAGAUGUAUGACGUUUGUGAGAAAAAUGUAUGUAGUGAUGUAUCUAUCUGCGAAUAUUUUGGAAGGAAUGGAUGAAAAUAUCAUUUGAUCUGUUUUUAACUGGUUUGUGUGUGUAAAUGUUCUGAUUUUUGUCUAUCAAAUUGAUCUCAUUAAAUAGUGUCACUAUGGGGGAAUACCAAAAAUAGUUUUUACUACUUUUGUUUUGUGGGCCACAUCAUGCCAUUUCACCUUUUUUUUUCAAGAAUCCCUUUCUGCAAAUUGGUUAUAUCUAAGCCAAAACUAAUUUUUUUUACGGUAACCCAACCAGUACUUAUAAAUCAUCACUUUAUUUCUGUUUGUUUUUCUUUAUAUUCUUUAAAGCAGAAAUAGGACUCCAAAUAAAAAUGUCUAGAGGUUCUCCGCAACUCUUCCCCUCCCCUCCUAACCAGUUUAAUUUGGCUCUUCCGUAUAUCUAUCCUAUUUCUUCAAACUAAACUCUGUAAAUCCUUGUCCCCUCCCACUUUAAGUUUUCAGUCUUGUGUCACUUUAGAUAACUUUAGUAAUGUUCCUAAUUUGUAACUAGACCACAGAUAUUGCAUGCAUUUUGUAUUUAGUAUUGUCAAAGCCUGUUUGUAUCCAUUGCUUAUAACAAGCACAUGGAUACAGUAUUAUUAAAUAUUGAUGAUUAUGAUGCCAGCAUGUUGUAUCAACACAAUGUUUAUCAAUUUUAGUUUUUUAAUUUCAUCAUGCUAUAUUUAUGUAAAUAUGUUUUGUAAUUAUAACUUUUUUGUGUGAAUAAAGGUCAUCUAUGUA
Gigantopelta aegis is the source of this 2625-nucleotide messenger RNA. RefSeq lists its product as uncharacterized. Bases 254 to 1105 code for a protein of 283 amino acids. The record is from RefSeq and is a predicted model, not a curated record. Lineage: Eukaryota; Metazoa; Mollusca; Gastropoda; Neomphalida; Peltospiridae. The transcript has 6 exons.